AUGGUCUUCCUGGACCGACUGUCUCACAAUCGCUGGUCAUGCUUAAACAAGGACUGGAAGCGAGCUUUCGUUAUUUACGGGCGAUCGAUCACGGCAUUGCAGCGUGCUGAGCGACUGGUUAAUCUGCUCCACAAGCCCGAUGCAUUAGCCAAGGAACUUGGAAAUCCUGGUCACACAAAUUGGGACCCCCUUCAAUUCCCCGAGACCCUGCUGCUGGAGAUUGAAAAUGGGAUUUUGAUUCGAGAUGUGCAAGAGAGUAUCGCGCAGAUCAUGAGAAAUCCAGCCCCAGGGAGGAAUGCUGUCAUGCAGCUGAAUAUGGGAGAAGGCAAAUUAUCAGUCAUUAUCCCGAUUGUGGCUGCGGAUCUUGCGAACAGAUCAUAUCUUGCUUGCGUCCUUGUUGCCAAGCCACAAUCAAGGCAAAUGCUCCAAAUGCUGGUCGCGAAACUCGGUGGCCUACUGGAUAGACGGAUCUAUCACAUGCCCAUCGCACGCUCUUUGAAGCUGGGCGGGCAAGAGGCGGAGGAGAUUGAGCGCAUGUGCAAUGAAUGUAUGUGUCAUGGAGGAGUUUUAUUGGUUCAGCCGGAGCAUAUAAUCUCUUUGAAACUGAUGUGUCUCGAGUGUUUCAUUGCUGGCAAAGAGACGGUGGGCCGCUCCCUGCUCCGCAUCUUAGAUCUCUUUCGGAAGUUCUGUCGUGACAUUGUAGACGAGAGCGAUGAGAACUUCAACGUCAAGUUCGAACUUAUCUAUACUAUGGGGGAUCAACGGCCCAUCGAACAUAGUCCUCAUCGGUGGAUGAUCAUACAGGAAUUACUAGAUCUUGCGCAAAGGUAUGCUCCUCUUGUGCAGAAUCAACAUCCUCACUCGAUCGAGGUAAGCGAAAACCAACAUGGGGGAUUCCCUCGCAUUCGUUUGCUCGACGAUGACGGCGAGCAGGCUCUGCUGGAGCACAUGACGAAGUCUGUAAGGGAUGCAAUCUCAAUCUACAUUCGGACAGCAGAUCUCACGGCUGAUCAAAUUCAUGCCGUGGAGGGCGGUGACGCAGGAGGUUUUUGGGGGGAUAGCACUAGCAGUUCCCUUCUUCUGGUGCGAGGCCUACUUGCUGGAGGUGUUCUAGCGUUUUGUCUAGGACGAAAACGGUGGCGAGUGAACUACGGCCCAGAUUUGAACCGAGAUCCACCGACAAGGCUUUGUGUGCCAUACCGAGCCAAGGACAGUCCUUCCCUCCGUUCGGAGUUCAGCCAUCCGGACGUUGUGGUUUUGUUGACAUGCCUGAACUACUACUAUUCUGGUCUCACUGACAGUGACCUGUUCCUCUCCUUUGAUGAUAUUGCCAAAUCUGACCAAGCUGAUGCAGAGUAUCAAGCUUGGGUUGAUGGUGCGCCUAAACUCCAGCCAGCUUACCAUCACCUAGUGGGGGUCAAUCUGGACGACCGGCCGCACUGUGUCAGUCAAAUAUUCCCUGCGCUUCGAUUCUCAAAAGCGGCCAUUGAUUACUUUCUGUCACAUAUCGUUUUUCCUAGAGAAAUGAGAGAAUUUCCGCACAAGCUAUCUGCCUCAGGUUGGGAUAUUGAAGAGGUCAAAAUGAAUCCCACAGUGGGAUUCAGUGGGACAAACGAUUCUCGCAAAACCCUGCCCUUGACUGUUCAUCAACUCGACCUAUCGCAGCAAAACCAUACAAACGCUUUGGUUCUUGAAUAUCUGCUACAAGACGAGAACUCCGUGACGCAUAUUCCGCUACCGAAUUCGUCACACCAAUCCAAUGCACACACUCUUUUAGAUUUGGUGUCCACUUUGGAUCCACCUGCUCAGGUGAUCCUAGAUGUAGGCGCACAGAUUUUGGAGCUUAAUAAUCGCGGUGUGGCAGAGUACUGGUUGAGUAAACAACCGAUCGAUAGCCCCAUGAGUUAUGGCCAAUCCGCGAUCGGGGCGGAGAGGUACAGACCAAGCUACCAGAAAACAUGCGCCUCCGAAUCCGAAAAUGCAAGUCACCACUUACGCUUGAUUCGAGAACGAUGCGGAGAAUUUGAAGAGCUCGACCAUGUCUCCUCCACUCUGCAAGAGGAGCAAGAGCGCGAACUUGUACCAGAAAUCGAAAGCGAGCGACAGGUGCAGAGACCUUCGCCCGCCAUACCGGAAGCACAUCGCAUUCACCCACAUGUCUGCUCUUUCAUCACCACAGGUGACUUAAAGAGCUCUUCAGAGGGAUUCGAACCGGCGUUUCAUACGCUACAGAAUACCUCUGCAGCAUCAUAUCUGGAUUUUGAUGACUUGCCCAUGGGACUUUUAGCCACCAGAGACUUUUUCACAACCGUAAAAACGUCCAGUUCUUCUUCUUUCAUGCCUGACGCCUUUCAAAGAAGUGUUAGAUGGAUUCUUACCAGUGCAAUUCCUAAAUCUCAAGGCAGGGGUGAGGUUAUGCAUAUGGUGAUCAUCAGCCCUUUUGAGGCCAACUACCUCAUGUCUCGCAUACGGAACUCGACAUCUGUCACUCUGCAUCUAUAUGCACCGCGCCAAAAUCAAACCUUCCCACCACUGGACAAAUUCACGUUGUAUAACGUUCCGGAGCUGCCUGGGAUGAUUUCGGUGCCCGAUGAACUUCGGAUUCAUCUCAAUCUUUUCUCGGGGCAGCUAUAUUUUGAUUCCUACUCGGAGUACCAGAAGAUCUGUGGCUUUCUAGGGAUUGCAUCGACUCAGACCGCACAGGGAAUGAUUGUUGCCUCAGAUGGUUUCAUCAAGCAAGGCAAUUCGGAACAUAAAAGCACUUUCCGUCGUAGUCCGCUGAAAUACUUUGGGAUCCUGAUGUCACAGAUCCGAAAGAAUUGUCAGGAGAUCGGGAGGACACACAUGGGUCAGGUUGUCAAUGGUCGCCUCCUAUCCCCGCGAGACUUCUUCGAAAGCACAAAUCGACAAUUUAGCAUUCGCACGGCGAAAGACUGA
Molecule: messenger RNA, 2937 nt
Organism: Penicillium crustosum
Lineage: Eukaryota; Fungi; Ascomycota; Eurotiomycetes; Eurotiales; Aspergillaceae
Product: DUF3638 and DUF3645 domain-containing protein
Exons: 3
Coding region: 1-2937 (978 amino acids)
Source: RefSeq, a predicted model, not a curated record